Quercus lobata is the source of this 1155-nucleotide messenger RNA. Its product is annotated as vesicle transport v-SNARE 13-like. The transcript has 6 exons. The record is from RefSeq and is a predicted model, not a curated record. Gene Ontology annotation, molecular function: SNAP receptor activity; SNARE binding. Lineage: Eukaryota; Viridiplantae; Streptophyta; Magnoliopsida; Fagales; Fagaceae. The coding region runs from base 93 to 758 and encodes 221 amino acids. Gene Ontology annotation, biological process: intracellular protein transport; vesicle-mediated transport; vesicle fusion. Gene Ontology annotation, cellular component: Golgi apparatus; ER to Golgi transport vesicle membrane; endoplasmic reticulum membrane.
AAACUUUCAAACUGUCCUCACCUCAACCAUCUCUGCCGUAACCACACUUUCCAACCGUCCACUGAUUCCUCAAAGGUCGGAGAGGCAUUGCGAUGAGUGAGGUGUUCGAGGUGUACGAGCAUCACUAUUGCGAGCUCUCUGCCAAUCUAUCAAGCUACUGCACUGCCGCUACUGUACUUGAUGGAGAGCAAAAGAAGCAGAAAAUUUCCGAAAUAAAAACUGGAUUAGAUGAUGCGGAUGGUUUGCUUCAGAAAAUGGAUCUUGAGGCAAGGAGUUUGUCACCUAGUGCAAAGGCAACCCUUCUUGCUAAGUUAAGGGAAUAUAAAACUGAUUUCAAUAGUUUGAAAAAUGAAUCCAAAAGACUCACAUCAGCUAAUGCUAAUCUGGCUGCAAGAGAUCAGCUGUUGGAGUCAGGAAUGGCAGAUGCACUAUUGGUAUCUAAUGAUCAAAGAGGAAGACUGCUGAUGACAACAGAGAGAUUAAAUCAGUACACUGACAGAAUUAAGGAGAGUAGAAGAACAAUGCUGGAAACAGAAGAGCUCGGCGUCUCGAUCCUACAAAAUUUGCAUCAACAGCGACAAUCUCUACUACACGCCAAUAACACAAUACAUGGUGUGGAUGACAAUGUUAGCAGGAGCAAGAAGAUAUUGACAUCCAUGUCAAGAAGAAUGAGCAGAAACAAAUGUAUCAUUGGCUCCAUAGUCGCAAUCCUAGUUCUUGCAAUCAUAUUCAUCCUUUAUUUUAAGCUGACUCAUUAGUCCACCUUUUCUUGUCCAAAAAUUUAAUUGGCUCAUAUUAGCGUGUAUGUUGUGCUUUUCUUUCAUGAAUGCGUGCGCAAUACUCUCGUAUCUUUUUACCUAAUUUUUUUUUUCCCCAAUUUAAUUUACUCAAAGAAGAAGCCUAUUUCUCCCUUCAUCAUCAAGUGUGUCAUAGUCUCUCUUCUUUAUUACAUAUAUUCAAAUGUAUGAUUUUCUCUUUUUUUUUUUUUUUUUUUUCUUUGGUGGGCAAUAGGGGAGGAAAAUGCAUGUACUUUUAAGAUCUUUCUAGCAAAAAUUUAAAAUCGCCGCAAUUACCUUGUACUAUUAUUUAAACAGUUUAUGGAAACUUCCUAUAGAUAUCAUUGGGUGUAUUUUUUUUUUUUUUUUUUUUUUUUUU